UGGCGUCGAACCCCGAUGCCCAGCCCGGGCACCACCCGUCAGGGGGGCCUAGCCCAGGGGUCCCGUUCCUGCUCCCUGCAGGUUCCCCGCUCCGGCCUGGAGACCCUCGCUCUACCCCCGCGGGCAGCCAGCUUCGACGUCCCUUACAGGGUGGAAAAGGCCGGGUCGGACACAGGCUCGGGGUCUGUGAGCCCCUGUAGUAUGCAGAGGAGACGCGGGGGCAUUGUGGAUCAGAAGGAUGUGAUCAGAGCCCACGAGUCGCACAAGAUGCAGAGCACACCACAAGCCCGCAGGAAAGAGUGGGAAAUGGCUCGGUUUGGAGAAGAGGUUCAGAUGGCGAUGGAUUCUCGAGACUCCGGGGACCCGGAGCACGGGGAGGACGGCGGGGACACGGCUUCAGGUACAGGGUCAGGGACAGGGUCAGGAACGCUGAAACAAACCAAAGCGGCGAGGGCGCGCACCAUGGCUCUUUACAACCCUAUACCCCACCGGCAGAACUGCCUCACCGUCAACAGGUCACUCUUUAUAUUCGCCGAGGACAAUUUCAUUCGGAAAACUGCCAAGAGGAUCAUAGAAUGGCCACCGUUUGAGUGGGUGAUCCUGGCAACCAUCACGGCCAACUGCAUCGUUCUGGCCCUGGAGCAACACCUUCCUGGGGAGGACAAGACUCCCAUGGCCAAAAGACUGGAGUGUACUGAGCCUUACUUCAUCGGGAUCUUCUGCUUUGAGUUUGGCAUCAAGCUGGUGGCCCUGGGCUUUGUGUUCCAUAAAGGCUCCUACCUGAGGAAUGGAUGGAAUAUCAUGGACUUCAUCGUGGUGGUCAGCGGAAUACUGGCAACAGCAGGGGCCCACAUGAACAUACCAGUGGAUCUGCGGACCCUAAGGGCGGUGAGAGUCCUGAGGCCCCUUAAAUUGGUCUCUGGGAUCCCCAGCUUGCAGAUCGUGCUGAAGUCCAUCAUGAAGGCCAUGGUGCCCCUGCUCCAGAUCGGUCUGCUCUUGUUCUUUGCCAUUCUUAUGUUCGCCAUCAUCGGCCUGGAGUUCUACAGCGGGAAGCUCCACCACACCUGUCUACCUACUGCUGACAUCCUGGAAAAUGAGACGAUGGAUACGACCGAGGUGGAGUUUGCCUGUGGAGUGAGGAAGUGUCCGGAGAAGUAUGACUGCAUCGGGUCAUGGAUUGGCCCCAACAACGGCAUCACCCAGUUUGACAACAUCCUGUUCGCUGUGCUCACUGUCUUCCAGUGCAUCACCAUGGAGGGGUGGACAGCUGUACUCUACAAUACCAACGAUGCCUUGGGCUCUAUGUGGAAUUGGAUGUACUUUAUUCCUCUCAUCAUUAUUGGCUCAUUCUUCGUACUCAACCUGGUUUUGGGAGUCCUCUCUGGGGAGUUUGCCAAAGAGAGGGAGCGGGUGGAGAACAGGAGAGCCUUCAUGAAGCUGAGACGUCAACAGCAGGUGGAGAGAGAACUCAAUGGAUACAGAGCCUGGAUAGACCGAGCAGAGGAGGUGAUGCUGGCUGAGGAGAACAAGAAUUCAGGGAGAUCUGCUUUAGAUGUGCUGAAGCGGGCCACCAGUAAAAAUGCUAAGCAUAGAGGAGGUCCUGGGGAUGCUGAGAUCUCCACUAUAGGAGCACCUCGUAUGCGGAUCCGUACAGUGCGGCGUGGCCCGGUGGCGUAUAUACGUCGUAAGGAGCGUAUGCUGCGUAUCUCCCUGCGGCGCAUGGUGAAGACCGACACCUUCUACUGGACCGUCCUCAGCCUGGUGGCUCUCAACACCAUCUGUGUGGCCAUCGUACAUCACAACCAGCCCGAAUGGCUCUCCACCUUCUUGUACUAUGCGGAGUUUGUUUUCCUGGGGCUCUUUUUGGCAGAGAUGUUCUUAAAGAUGUACGGCCUGGGAUUCCGCCUCUAUUUCCACUCCUCCUUCAACUGCUUCGACUGUGGAGUGAUAGUUGGCAGCAUCUUUGAGGUGGUGUGGGGCUUCUUCCGGCCUGGCAUGUCCUUUGGCAUCAGCGUCCUGAGGGCACUGAGACUCCUGAGGAUCUUUAAGAUCACCAAGUACUGGGCAUCUCUUAGGAACCUGGUUGUGUCUCUUAUGAGUUCCAUGAAGUCCAUUAUCAGUCUGCUCUUCCUCAUCUUCCUCUUCAUCGUCGUCUUUGCCCUGCUGGGCAUGCAGCUCUUUGGGGGCAGGUUCAUCUUUGAAGAUUACACUCCUGCCAACUUUGACACGUUUCCAGCUGCCAUCAUGACAGUGUUCCAGAUUCUGACUGGUGAGGACUGGAAUGAGGUGAUGUACAAUGGCAUCCGCUCCCAAGGAGGAGUGCAGUAUGGCAUGUGGUCCUCCAUAUACUUCAUAGUGCUCACCCUGUUUGGGAACUAUACACUACUCAAUGUCUUCUUGGCCAUCGCUGUGGAUAACCUUGCCAACGCACAGGAACUCACCAAGGACGAAGAGGAGGAAGAGGAGUUUUUCAAUGCAAGAUAUGCCAGAGGCAGAGAUGGCCCGAUGUCUGAGUACAGGAGGAGGAGGAGGCCCUAUCUCCGCAGGAAGAAGGCCAUUCACAGGGGCCGUAUGGCCGUCCCCGAAGAGGAGGAGGAGAGCGGCGCCCCGGGCGGAGCUGACCAGCCCCCCAAUGGGGCAAACGCCUUCUCCAACCGCCGUGACAGACGGAGGAGGGGGGGAGGAGGAGGAGGAGGAGGAGGAGGAGGAGGAAGAGGCGGAAGAUCCGUGUGGGAACAGAGGGCCAACCAGUUACGCAAGCGGCGCCAGAUGGAGAGCCAGGAGGUGCUGUUCAGAGGCAGCCCCACCGAGGACACCACUGACAACCCUACCACCGCCUACCGUGCACCCACCCGUUCCCCAGACACCAGUCCCGGACACCUGCCCGAGUCGCCCAUGUCCGGGAUCAUGCCCAUGCCUGAACCCCCGAUGUCCAUUGCCAUCCGGCUGCCGGAACCUCCAGACUCUGAGCCUAGGCCUCUGUUUACAUUGGUUGAGGAGAGAGCAGUGCACCAUCGACCAGCCGGUGGGGACAGGAGGCACAGGGUGGCCCGGAAGUUCAGGCCUGGCCCUGGGGGGGCGGAGGAGGGAGGGGUGGCUCGGCCUAGGAGGCACCGUCAUCGUGAGGCCCGGGCUGAGGCCAAGAGCAGAGAGUCCCCACAUGAGGAGGUCAGAGAAUCAGGCAGCAGAGAGAGGAAGAUACUGGAAGAGAGGGAGGAGAAAGAAGAAAAAGAGGAGAAGACGGACAAAGGAGAGGUCGCUGUGGUGGAGGGAGGAGUGUCGGGCCAGGAUGAAGGAGCCUGCAUUGUCAACUUAGAGAGUGAAGAAGAGCAUCUGAGAGUGUGUAUUGCAGACAUCCCCGAGCCUCCCCUAUGUGAUGACUUCCCUGAGUCCCUACCCCCACCCCUGUUGGACCCUCCACCCCAGAUGGAGGAGGGCGAGGUGGGGGAAACUGGGCAGUGUGAGCCCCUGUCUCAGGACCCUCCAUUGGAGCCAGCCCCAGAACAGUUCACAGACCCCCCAGAGCUCCAGGCUGCAUCCGGGGUCAAUGAUUCAGAGAACAACCCAGCUCCCCUGAACCGUGAGGAUGGUGAGGGGCCAGGCCAAGUCCUAGACAGCCAGACUAGUGUGAUCAUAGAGAUGUCUGGAGAACAGCCACUGCUGGAGAUCAUCCCUUUGACAGCUUUACACAAUAUCAAAGAGAUGGAGGUGUACCAGCCUGAAAGGAUGGAGAAGGAGAAGGAAAAGGAGGAGAAGGAGGUGCAGGAGGAGGCCAGCCCGCCCAAACCUGUACCUCCUGACAGCAUGUUCCUCUUCAAGGCCUCCAAUCCGAUCAGGAGGAUCUGUCACUAUGUGGUGACCAUGCGCUACUUUGAGAUGACCAUCUUGCUGGUGAUCGUGGCUAGCAGCAUCGCUCUGGCUGCUGAAGACCCUGUGUGCACCAACUCUGACAGAAACAGGGUUCUCCGUUACUUUGAUUACGUCUUUACUGGAGUCUUCACUUUUGAAAUGAUCAUAAAGAUGAUUGACCUGGGCCUGCUUCUGCACAACGGCUCCUACUUCCGUGACCUGUGGAACAUUCUGGACUUCAUCGUGGUGGUGGGAGCUCUGUUCGCCUUCGCUCUGACGAAUGUGAUUGGGAACAACAAAGGCAGAGACAUCAAGACCAUCAAGUCCCUCAGGGUCCUGAGAGUCCUACGACCUCUGAAGACCAUCAAGAGACUCCCCAAACUCAAGGCAGUGUUUGACUGUGUGGUGACAUCCCUGAAGAACGUCUUCAACAUCCUCAUCGUAUACAAGCUCUUCAUGUUCAUCUUCGCUGUCAUCGCCGUGCAGCUCUUCAAGGGAAAGUUCUUCUAUUGCACAGACAGCUCCAUGGACACAGAGAAGGAGUGCCAAGGUUACUACAUAGACUACGCUCGAGACAAGAAGGAAGUGAAGAAGAGGGAGUGGAAGAGACAUGAGUUCCACUAUGACAAUGUCUGCUGGGCUCUGCUCACCCUCUUCACUGUUUCCACUGGAGAGGGCUGGCCGCAGGUCCUGCAGCAUUCUGUGGAUGUGACAGAGGAGGACAGGGGUCCAAGUCGGGGCAACAGGAUGGAGAUGUCCAUCUUCUAUGUCGUCUACUUCGUGGUCUUCCCUUUCUUCUUUGUCAACAUUUUUGUUGCUCUCAUCAUCAUCACCUUCCAGGAGCAGGGGGAUAAGAUGAUGGAGGAGUGCAGCUUGGAGAAAAAUGAGAGGGCAUGCAUUGACUUUACCAUCAGUGCCAAGCCCCUGACCUGCUACAUGCCUCAGAACAGACAGACUUUCCAGUACCGGCUGUGGCACUUUGUGGUGUCACCGUCAUUUGAGUACACAGUGCUGGUCAUGAUUGCCCUCAACACUGUGGUGCUCAUGAUGAAGUACAACUCCGCUCCAGCAGCGUAUGAUACAGUAUUGAAGCACCUGAACACAGCCUUCACCGUUCUCUUCUCCCUGGAGUGUAUCCUCAAGAUCAUGGCCUUUGGUUUUGUGAACUAUUUUCGAGACACUUGGAACAUUUUUGAUUUCAUCACCGUGCUCGGCAGCAUCACUGAGAUCAUUGUGGACUUACAGUCAAUAAACACGUUUAAUAUGAGUUUCCUGAAGCUGUUCCGGGCUGCCAGGCUGAUCAAGCUGUUGAGGCAGGGCUACACCAUACGGAUCCUGCUCUGGACCUUCGUACAAUCCUUUAAGGCCCUUCCUUAUGUGUGUCUGCUCAUCGCAAUGCUGUUCUUCAUCUAUGCCAUCAUUGGGAUGCAGGUGUUUGGAAACAUCAAACUGAACGACGAAAACCACAUAAACCAGCACAACAACUUCAAGACCUUCUCCGGUGCGCUGAUGCUUCUCUUCAGGAGUGCGACCGGGGAGUCAUGGCAGGAGAUCAUGCUAUCGUGUCUGGGGGGGCAGGAGUGUGAGCCAGACUCAUCCAUGGCACCCAUGACCAUGUCCCCUGACCACGAGGGAGGCUGUGGUACUGACUUCGCCUACUGCUACUUUGUCUCCUUCAUCUUCUUCAGCUCCUUCCUGAUGCUCAAUCUGUUUGUGGCUGUGAUCAUGGAUAACUUUGAGUACCUGACCAGAGACUCUUCCAUCCUGGGGCCUCAUCACCUGGAUGAGUUUGUCCGUGUCUGGGGAGAGUACGACCGCGCAGCAUGUGGGCGUAUACACUACACUGCCAUGUAUGAGAUGUUGACCCAUAUGUCUCCACCCCUUGGUCUGGGGAAGAAAUGCCCCAGAGGUAUGGCCUACAAGAGGCUGGUGUUGAUGAACAUGCCAGUGGAUGAGGACAUGUCAGUCCACUUCACCUCCACCUUGAUGUCUCUCAUCCGCACCGCUCUGGAGAUCAAGAUCGCACGAGGUCAGGGAAUGAGUGGGGAGGACCGAGUAGCUCUGGACACUGAGCUACAGAAGGAGAUCAGUGUGAUAUGGCCGUACCUCCCCCAGAAGACCCUGGAUGUACUGGUGCCCAUCAACAAAGAUUCCGACAUGACAGUAGGUAAGAUAUAUGCCUCCAUGAUGAUCAUGGACUACUUCAAACAGAACAAAGCCAAGAAGCUGAGAGCACAGCUGGAAGCACAGAAGGCCAGCCUGAUGCCGUUCAAGAGGCUGGAUGCCUCGACUCUCUCUGAAGACAUUCUGUACAAUGCCCAUCCCCUGCCCUGCAUGUCCCUCAGUGCCGGCUCCGCCCUGACCAGAGGAGGCCUGGUGGCGUUGAGUCCUCUCUCCCAGGACCUGUUCGCCAUGCAGCCCAUGACCUCUGACCAGGACACCAGCAGUCAACACUCCAGGACGGAGAUGGCCAGUGGCUCCAUUAAGCGGUCCUCGUCCACUGUGGCUGACCAGAGGGUUAAUGGCCUGUGGCAGGAGGAGAAGAAGAGUCCUGAUAGACUGUACAGACCACGCCACAAGAGCUACAAGGCUGCCGUCUCCCGGUCAGAAAGAAAGAGGCAGUUGGACACAGAGAAGGAGCGCGGGAGGUCCAAAGAGCGCCGCCACCUCCUCUCCCCAGACACAUCCCGCUGUAACUCUGAGGAGAGGAGUCUACAGCCCUCAUGCUCCCCUAGCCGAGAGCGCACACACACCCUGGACAAACAGGGUAACAGCUCCGACAGCCCCAUCCCCACCUCUGAAUCUAGUACCCCUAGUCGCCGCCCCCUGUCCCAGACCCCAACUCGCUCCCAUCCCCACAUCUCCUAUUCCCCUCUGGUGUGUCGCACGCACCCUCCCUCCGGGGACGAUGAUGACGACAGGGGCAGCCCAGAGACCCAGAGGUGGGGGGAGGCCUCCAGAGAGGCAGGUGGAGAGGGACAGACCGGGCCAAGGGGUCGUCGCCACCACCACCAGCAGGGCUCCCCUCUGCGUCGCUACCCGUCGGAGCCCUAUCUCACCCUGCAGGAGGACGAGCACAGUCCGGACCCCUCCAGGUUCAUGGAGACACUGACCUUCGAGGCGGCGGUGGCCACUAGCCUGGGACGCGCUAACACGGUCAGCUCCAGCUCCAGCUCUAGCUUCAGCUCGGCCCGACGGGGCUCCAGGAGCGGCUGGCAGAUCCCCAAUGGACACUUCCGGAAGCGCCUGGCUCAGACCGUCUCUGUUGCAGGCUGUGAGCCACUCAGCGACACAGAGGAGGACGGCCGCUGCUAGGAGGAGGAGGAAGUGGUGUUGGAUGAGAGGUGAGGAAGGUGCUAGUGUAUAAGAUGUACUACAAUAUAAAAGAAAGAGGGACAUUUGUCGCUCUCUUGCAUUAAUACUGCAUACCUAUGUGAUUGCAGUAUGUUUGAUCAAAUGUGAGGGGAGGAAAAAAAUUAAGAACAUCCAUUUUUUCACUUCCUGCAAGUAGGAUCCCUUUUAAAGUCACACAGAAAAUGUACAAUAAAUAUCUACCCGCAAAUAUUUGACUGUGGUUUAUUUAUAUUCUGACUUAACAAAAGAAAGUGACUAAUAAUUAUCCUCAAUUAGCCUUGGAUGUACAGAAAAGAGAUGAAAUAAAUUGAAAGGAUAGAAUUACGUUGUCUGUCAGUAGGUAUUGUUGUUUCUGAAGGUGUUUCUCUGACAUUGAUUUUGUGUUUCUCUUAACAGUGUAUGUGGGGUGUGUGAAUAUGUGCAAAUAUAUAAGGAGAAACAAUAUCUUUGAAAACCAUGGUUUUUGUAAAUACCUGUGAUUUUUGUCAUAAAAUUGUAAUGCCACCAAUACCACUUGAUUGUCUGAGUAGGUUACAUGGCCAUAGAAAAGGUUAACUGUUGACUUAUCAUUAAGUUAAUAAAAUGUCAUGUCUGUAAACAAAAAAUACACACAAACAAUAAUUGAUCAAAGCAAUGUGUUUUGAAAUGUAGUAGAGAGUUUUUUUAACCUUCUGCGCCCUCCACCAUUAGAUUUCCUAUCCAUUUACUGUCUACAAAGGGAACACACUACUUUAGUAAUCAUCUAUUCAUACGUAAACUAUGUAAUUCCUCUUGUAAAAUGUCAAAGGAAUAAACCAAUGAUCAAUAGGACAGUUAUCCACUGUAUACAAACAGAAAAUGAAUGGUACACUCUUCUGUUGGGAAUCUGUAUGAAUUAUUUACUUUUUUUACCGACUUGCAGGACAAUUGAAAGCAACCAACAAUGUCAUGAAAUGUGAUCAACUGUUUUUCAGAAAGGAAUGCCUAAAUAUCCAGUGUGAUUUGAAAAGACAGUGCUUUCCUAUGAACUGGACUCUAGAGAACCAAAUGACUCGAAUUACGCCCCGAACAUGGCUUCAAUUCAUCAAUGAACCUUUAUUAAGUCACUAGGAAAAACCAGCAGACCAUUUGCCUGUCUUGGACCAACUUUCGUCUUGUCAACGUACUGUACCUGUUUUUCUUCAGUUGUUACAAUAUUCUACCAUUUGAGGGAUUCAUUCCUUGUCAUCUUCCAGAAUCAAUAACUGGCACAGAAGCAAUCAUGAACUUGAGUGUUCUGUUGUUCAUCAAUGUAGCCGUCCACAUUCUCCUCUUUCUACAUUAGCUUACAACAUCAUCGGUAUGUGUCAAAGAACUCACUGCAACUGUAUAUCUUCUUCAUUCUUUAUGUCAAUACUGUAUGAACCAUUACAGACGACAGAUGUAGAAGGAUGUUUUCCACACCUGUUUUCACCCGUUAUUUAGAAUGGUUUACUAAUAAUGUACAGUACAUUUCUAUCAUAUUUUCUGUAGGAUUGUAAGAGACAAUAUCCCUUUCUGCUCACAACACGCUUGAAGGAUGGAAUAGGGUAUCUCUGGAAUGUUAAUUUAAGGUAUUUGUAUUUGUUUUAUUUGCCUGAAAAAGGGUAAUGAUUCUGUGGAACUCAGUUAACCAAAAAACAUGGAGAAUUGUCCUGGAAUGCAAAAUAGUUGUUUGGUUUAUAUGUGUAUAAUAGCUGUAUAUAUUAAUAAAAGUGUCCUCAAUUGCA
Messenger RNA from Oncorhynchus masou masou (cherry salmon), 8930 nucleotides. Its product is annotated as voltage-dependent R-type calcium channel subunit alpha-1E-like. The transcript is spliced from 48 exons. The record is from RefSeq and is a predicted model, not a curated record. The coding region runs from base 16 to 7164 and encodes 2382 amino acids. NCBI's taxonomy places the organism in Eukaryota, Metazoa, Chordata, Actinopteri, Salmoniformes, Salmonidae. Gene Ontology annotation, molecular function: high voltage-gated calcium channel activity. Gene Ontology annotation, cellular component: neuronal cell body; membrane; voltage-gated calcium channel complex. Gene Ontology annotation, biological process: calcium ion import across plasma membrane; chemical synaptic transmission.